AUGGCAGCCCCACAGAAGGUCACUUACUCCGACAUGUUCCUCGAUAUGAUUCAGGGCAGCUCCAUCACAGUCAUCGUCGGUCAGCAUCCAUCAUCUCGAACCUACACUCUUCCUGUCGCUCUACUCUGCGUUCACUCCAUCUACUUCCGCGAUCAAAUCGCUCGUAUCAACGCCACGGUGUUGAAGGAUCAUACGGCUAGCAAAAAGCGCAAACUCUCCACUUCCAACGAUGACGUGGUGGUGAUCAAGGAAGAGGAUGGAGAGCGUGCCAAGGAAGAAGACACGAAGGAGGACGCAAAGAACGAAGAAAAAACCAUCAGGUUGCCAGACGUCGAUCCCGCCAUCUUCGGCCUCUUCCUCAAGUUCAUCUACAAGGACACAUACCCAUCUAACGUCGACGCGAGGACUCUCCCCAACAACGCCAAUCUUUACCCGAGGACAGCCAGCGCAAACAGGACAGUUUCCGUUCCAGCACCUCCCGUAGCACCUCAGCAACCAACGACUCAGAUGCCGUCUCACUUCCAGCCCAACUACCCGCUCACCCCCGCUCUAACCCCAACCCGAAAAAGCAUGCCACCCCCUCCCAUCCCACACAACAUAACCUCCCCGCAACGCAUCCCCCCCUCAAUCCACGCCUGGCUCCUCGCUCAACGCCUCGGCGCCUUGUCCUUCAUGAACCACACCAUCCAACACAUAUACUCCGGUAUAGGCCGUCACUUCGCCCUCACACCCACGCUCAUCGACCACGUAUGGCGCUCCACCACUCCCACACCCUCCUCAUCUCCCUCUCCCCUAUCACCAUCAACAUCCACGAUUCUAACACCCUCCCCCCUCCGCAACCUCCUCCUCCACACCCUAACGUCAUACUGGUCGCAGCCGGGCCCGCAACAGAACCCCAACGCUAUUAUCUUGCGCUCGCUAUCUGUGUCGCACGGACAAGGUCAUUUUUCGACGGGUUUGAAGGAUGCGUGGGAUAGGCUGUUUAAUGAGCAUGAGGAUUUGAGGAAUGAGUUUAUUCAUGGGUUGCAGGCGGGUGUGGGGCAGUUGGGGGUUGUGGGGGUGUAUUUCGCUACUUCGGGGACUGUGGUUGUGGGAACUGGAGGUGUGGGUGGGGGUGUGGGUAGGAGCGAGGCUAUGAAGGGGAAGGAGAAGGAGAAAGGUGAGGGUGUUGGAUGGGUGGAUACGGGCAGGGAGGUUAUCAUCAAGGAGGAGGAAAGUGGUGAGACGAAGGUUUUGAAUGAGACGAAGGCGGCUCGUGUCUAA
This is a messenger RNA of Alternaria ventricosa, 1263 nucleotides long. RefSeq lists its product as uncharacterized. The record is from RefSeq and is a predicted model, not a curated record. Lineage: Eukaryota; Fungi; Ascomycota; Dothideomycetes; Pleosporales; Pleosporaceae. Bases 1 to 1263 code for a protein of 420 amino acids. The transcript has 2 exons.